GUGGCCAUAAAACAAAUUAAUCUCCAACAGCAGUGCAAAAAGGAACAAGUCAUUAAUGAAAGCCUAGUGAUGAGGGAAAAUAGGAACCCAAAUAUUGUUAACUAUUUAGACAGCUACCUGGUCGGUGACAAGCUCUGGGUGGUGAUGGAAUACAUGGCUGGAGGCUGUUUAAGUGAUGUUGUUACCCGGUUUUGUAUGGACGAAGGGCAGAUCGCAGCUGUCUGUAGGGAGUGCCUGCAAGCCCUGGAUUUCCUUCAUUCAAAGCAAGUGAUUCACAGGGACAUCAAAAGCGACAACAUUCUGCUUGGGCUGGAUGGGUCUGUCAAAUUUGCUGAUUUUGGCUUCUGUGCUCAGAUCACCCCUGAGCAGAGUAAGCGGAACACAAUGCUCGGGACUCCAUACUAGAUGGCACCAGAAGUGGUAAGAAAAGAAGCGUACGGCCCCAAGGUGGACAUCUGGUCGCUUGGGGUCGUGGCUAUGGAGAUGGUGGAUGGAGAACCUCCUUACUUCAGUGAAGAGCCUCUCAAGGCAAUGGAUCUGAUAGCGGCCAACGGGACACCGGAGCUGCAGAACGCCAAGCAACUGUCCGCUGAGUUUCGGGCCAUUUUGAGCUGCUGCCUGGAGGUGGACGUGGGCAGGCGAGGGUCUGCCCAGGACCUUCUGCAGAAUGCUUUGAGUCGGAAGGGACCUUUAAAGGCCAUCUAGUGCACCCCUGCAGUGAGCAGGGACACCUUUGGCUGUAUCAGGUUGCUCAGAGCUCCGUCCAGCCUGACCUUGGAUGUCUCC
Messenger RNA from Leptosomus discolor (cuckoo roller), 786 nucleotides. The record is from RefSeq and is a predicted model, not a curated record. NCBI's taxonomy places the organism in Eukaryota, Metazoa, Chordata, Aves, Leptosomiformes, Leptosomidae.